Molecule: messenger RNA, 378 nt
Organism: Aspergillus aculeatinus CBS 121060
Lineage: Eukaryota; Fungi; Ascomycota; Eurotiomycetes; Eurotiales; Aspergillaceae
Exons: 2
Source: RefSeq, a predicted model, not a curated record
CCGUAUGAUCCCUACACGGUCUGUCCCGACUCGAGGCAUUUUUUCUCUGUGGUUCAGACAUCGGCGGCCCAGAAUCCCGCCGGCCAGCGCUAUGUUCUCGUGUGCAUGACGGCCUUCGGCCACCGCGCCCUGGCGGCCAUGCUGACCAACGACACCCAGCGGGCGGUCUAUAUGUUCCCGGUCUACCCAAUCUGGCUCGCAGAGGACAGUAUCUCCGUCGAUCAGCUCCGAUCCCCUUCCUCCCGCCUGGUUGAUGCCCUGCUGAUUGCCAGCCGCGGGGUUUUCACCAUGGACCCCUGCACGCACAACACUGGUGCGGUGUUCCGCCACUCGUUCAACCUGUACGGCUACUGGGGUGCGUGCUGCGCCGGCUGCCGU